AUGAUGGGUGAAUUCAUUUUACCACUUCGUAUUGUCGCCGAGCCUAAAUCAUCACACCGUGAAAGAUAUCUAUGCGAAAUGGAUCCUAGCCGAAACAAGUCACAACGUUUUAUUCGUGCUGACUUCAAUCCGGAAAAUUUAGAUUAUCCAACAAUUGAAAUACCAAAACAAUGGGUUAGUGACAAGUUAUAUAUUCGUGUAACUUUAAUCACUGUAUGGAGUCAGGAAGUGCCUGUGAUAUGCAUACAUCCAUAUCCAAUAGAUACACCCGAGUCUAAUGUUAUCAAAGAUCCAGAAAGAAAUACACUUUAUUUUCCAAUAUCACAGGAAGAAUUAAGCCGAGGACGUAAAAGUUUCAAAAUAUCUCUUAGAAAAUUAACACAGCAAGAACUAAGAAAUUGCACAUCAUUAUGUCUAUUGAAUAAAGAUGAAAAAGAUAUUCAACGGCUUAGUGAUCCUCGCGAUGCUCGAAAGUUCAUUGAAGUUUAUCAGUUAGGAAAAUCCAAAUUAAUUUUUUCGAUGGCUGACCGAUUUCAAGCUUCAGUGCUGCCAGUUAUAUAUGACACGACGUCUGUAUAUUCUCAGAUAAUGACUGCUAGUACUGUCAGCUCUACAAAUGAGGACGAUUCAGUUAUUAGAUAUGUGCCACAGAAAGGUCAAUGGCAAGGUGGAGACGAAAUUUUAAUGGUAAUUCCAAAACUUGACAAGAGAAAAACAUGUAAAGUAUAUUUUGAAAACUCAUCAUCAAAUGAAAAAGAGCAAGUUAAUGUAGAAUUCGUGGAUUUGAAAACCAUUGCAUUUACAACUCCACCAUGUCCAUUAAAAAUGACUGACAACGGAAAAAUAGAAAUUCCUAUUACUAUUACUCAAAGUGGUGAAGAAAUCGCACGUGUCAGCUUUUGCUAUGAAUCAUGUGAUAAAUGUUUAAACUGCAAUACUGCACCUCUUUUCGAUGCUUUUGCUGACUCAAACAUGGACGGCCAAUCGUCGAUGUCUACAACGUGCUUUGACGAAGGAGAUGAUCUUUUUCAGAGUCAUGAUCACAAUGCACAAAGAGAAUCGGACUCAUCAUGA
Rotaria socialis is the source of this 1074-nucleotide messenger RNA. The record is from the annotation of a GenBank genome assembly. Lineage: Eukaryota; Metazoa; Rotifera; Eurotatoria; Philodinida; Philodinidae.